GUCUUUUCUUUAAUCCGAUCUUCAACUAUUGUACCUUUCACUUGACUCUACUCAUCAAGUUUACUAUCAUGGCGCCACACAUUGUUCGAUGGGGUAUCAUGGCCACUGGCUGGAUCGCUGAGACAUUCACAAAUGACCUUCUUAUCGACCCUAAUGUCCGCGAUGCCUCUGACGUAGCCCACCAAGUCGUGGCCGUCGCCUCGUCCUCGUCCAAGGACAAGGCUGAGCAAUUCAUCUCGGCUCGAGGAAUCACAACCCCCUGCUCCGCAUACGGUGACUACGAGACUCUCGUGGCCGACCCCAAUGUCGAUGUCAUCUACGUCGCGACCCCGCACUCCCACCACUACCAGAACGUCAGACUCGCGCUGGAGGGAGGCAAGAAUGUUCUCUGCGAGAAAGCCUUCACCGUCAACGCUGCUCAGACUAAGAUCCUCAUCGAGAUUGCCCGCAAGAAGAAUCUCUUCCUUAUGGAAGCUGUCUGGACUCGUUACUUCCCCCUCAGCAUUCAGAUCCGCGAGCUUAUCCAGAAGGGUGAGAUCGGUGAGGUCCUCCGAGUCGUGGCUGAUACAAGCUUCGGUGAUGAUGUUGAGACGAAAUGGGGUACCACUCACCGCAUGGUGAACCCCGAUUUGGCCGGUGGUGCUCUCUUGGAUUUGGGUAUCUACUCCCUGACCUGGGUAUUUCAGACUCUAUACCACACCCUGCCCCGAGACCAGAGGAAACCACCCACUGUCUCCUCGCAGAUGACUCCUUAUCACCUCACCGGUGCAGACGAGUCCACAACCAUGCUCCUGAGCUUCCCCACGAGUACUCCAUCCAAUGGCCCGCACCCGCAACAAUCGCACGGUGUAGCCAUGACCAACAUUCGUGUCUCUGCUGAUCCGGAUGAGAAGGGCUCGGCUGGUCCUCCCAUCCGUAUUCAGGGCACUAAAGGCGAGAUCCAGGUGUAUGGUCAGCCGUUCCGGCCAGAGAGCUACCGUAUCAUUCCCAAGAAGGGUGCUGGUGAGAUUCGUGAGGUUCAGUGCCCGUUCCCUGGUAAUGGUAAGGGUAUGUAUUGGGAGGCUGAUGAGGUUGCUCGUUGUCUCCGCGAUGGCAAGCUCGAGAGUGAGGGCUUGCCAUUGGAAGAGAGUAUCGUGAUAAUGGAGGUCAUGGAUGAGGUGCGAAAGCAGGGUGGUUUGACCUAUCCUCAGAAGAUUGAGUCGACUGAGUACCCUCUGCAACUUUAGGUGAGAGGUACUACCUUAGGUAGGUAUAUGGCAAGUGUAAAUAAUAUUGGUAUGAGGUGAAUACACACCACAUCUACCCAUGUGUUGCCUUGUUAAACCCCGAAUGGAAAUAGACUAAAGACUACAAGAUUUAC
This is a messenger RNA of Penicillium samsonianum, 1360 nucleotides long. Its product is annotated as Gfo/Idh/MocA family protein. The record is from RefSeq and is a predicted model, not a curated record. Bases 69 to 1226 code for a protein of 385 amino acids. Gene Ontology annotation, molecular function: nucleotide binding. The transcript has 4 exons. NCBI's taxonomy places the organism in Eukaryota, Fungi, Ascomycota, Eurotiomycetes, Eurotiales, Aspergillaceae.